Messenger RNA from Mesoplodon densirostris (Blainville's beaked whale), 2299 nucleotides. Its product is annotated as 2'-5'-oligoadenylate synthase 1-like. Gene Ontology annotation, biological process: regulation of ribonuclease activity; defense response to virus; negative regulation of viral genome replication. Gene Ontology annotation, molecular function: 2'-5'-oligoadenylate synthetase activity; double-stranded RNA binding. The record is from RefSeq and is a predicted model, not a curated record. NCBI's taxonomy places the organism in Eukaryota, Metazoa, Chordata, Mammalia, Artiodactyla, Ziphiidae. The transcript is spliced from 5 exons. Gene Ontology annotation, cellular component: cytosol; membrane; nucleoplasm. Bases 121 to 1167 code for a protein of 348 amino acids.
ACCUCCUCCCUUCCAAUGAAAUGAAACUAACAGCCUCCUGGACCCAGGCAGCAGAAGAGAUCGAAGCUAAAAGGUUUUCCCCGCCAGCUCUGUCCCCUCUGGCUCUCCUAUCCCAGCAUCAUGAUGAAGCUCAGUGAUACCCCGGCCAGGUCUCUAGACAAGUUCAUCGAAGACCACCUCCUGCCAGACGAGGAUUUCCACACACAGGUCCAUGAAGCCAUCCAUAUCAUCUGCAGUUUCCUGAAGGAGAGGUGUUUCCUAUGGGCCCCCCACCCUGUUUGGGUGUCCAAAGUUGUGAAGGGUGGCUCCUCAGGCAAAGGCACGACCCUCAGGGGCCGAUCAGAUGCUGACCUCGUCGUCUUCCUCACCAAUCUUACAAGUUUUCAGGAACAACUUCAGCGCCGAGGAGAAUUCAUCAGGGAAAUUAGGAGACAGCUGGAAGCCUGUCAAAGGGAGAAAACAUUUGAAGUGAAGUUUGAGGUCCACAAACAGCAAUGGGAGAAUCCCCGUGCUCUCAGCUUCGUGCUUAGAUCCCCUCAGCUCUAUGAGUGGGUGCAGUUUGAUGUCCUGCCCGCUUUUGAUGCCCUGGGUCAGUUGACCAGAGGCUACAGACCUGACCCUAAAGUCUACAUCCAGCUUAUCCAAGAGUGCGAGUCCCUGAGGAAAGAGGGCGAGUUCUCCCCCUGCUUCACGGAACUGCAGCGAGCCUUCCUGAAGGAUUGUCCAACCAAGCUGAAGAGCCUCAUCCGCCUUGUGAAGCACUGGUACCAAAUGUGUAAGAUGAGACAUGGGAAAAAACUGCCCCCACAAUAUGCCCUGGAGCUUCUGACAGUCUAUGCUUGGGAGCAAGGAAGCAUGGAAACAGAAUUCAGCACAGCUCAGGGAUUUCAGACUGUUUUGGAAUUAGUCCUGAAGCACCGGCACCUCUGCAUCUACUGGGAAAAGUAUUAUGACUUUGAAAACCCUAUUAUUGGACAAUACCUGAGAAGGCAACUUGUAAAACCCAGACCUGUGAUUCUGGACCCAGCUGACCCUACUGGAAAUGUGGCUGGUAAAGACCGAUAUAGCUGGCAGCUGCUGGCACAAGAGGUUAGAGUCUGGCUGGGGUACUCAUGCUGUAAGAAUUGGGAUAGGUCUCCAGUCAGCACCUGGAAGGUGCCGGUGUGACCUCCUGAUUCCCUCAUGUGACCUGAUAUUAAUGGCAUGUUGAAAUAACAACUUCUAAAAAUACUGCAUUGAAUCAAAUUGAAUUUCAUCUCUGUCUUUGUACUCUUUUACUGUGGUUGCUAGAAAAUGUAAAAUUACACAUGUGUUCUGCCCCAGAAUGGAUCACUGGAUUAGACAAUAGGCUUACCAACUCACAUUGUCACCCCGUCUUGGUACCAAAAGCAACAUUGCAUUUACAAAAGUCCAGUCAAUAAAAACUCCCUUAAGGAUGCACAAAAGAUCAAGCAUGUUCUUACCACCUGAGUUGCUGGCCACGUGUGUGGCUGGGAAACAGUCUUUGGCUUCUCCAUAUUACUGUUCCUCCUUUGAGUCCUCCAGCAUCCCUGUGAGAUGGGUCUUAUUCUUGUUCUCAUAAUAAUACACUGAGAUUUGGGCACUUGCUUGAGUCACCAAACAUUCCAGCAGCAUUUGUUGAAGGGACCAUCCUUUCCCCACUGUUCUGUAAAAGCCACCUCUAACAUUUGUCCAGAGCCCGUCUGUGUGUGAGUCUGUGUAGUUCCAUUGGUCAACUUUGGCAUCCUUGAGUUAAUACUACCUUGACUAAUUACUCUAGCCUGGUGUUAAUUCUUAAUUUCUUGUAGAAAACUCUUUUUUUAUCCAAACCAAUGUCUUCUCUUGGCUCUAUAUCUAUGUUAAUAUUAUACUCCGUUUGUGAGGUUUCACCCAAAAUACGGGGAGGCAUUUGAUUAGAAUUCCAUAAAUUAGUUCAGGGAAGAUGACAUCUAUUGAGAAUCCCAAUCCACAAACUUGGAGCUUCUUUCCAUUAAUUUUCCUCUUCUUGAAUUACUCUGUAACUAUGUUUUAUCAUUUUUCCCUGCAUUGGUCUUAAGUGUGUUUUGUCAUAUUAUUCCUAGAUACUUGUUUUUAUGUUAUUGUACUUUGUAGGUUUUCUUUCAUUUCAUUUUGUAAUGGUUGGUUUCAUGAAGACCUAAAUGUUUUCAGUGGGUAUAUUUGAUUAAAGCAUGGUGAGUGAGUGAGCUUUAUACUUUUCUGAAUUUUGUGAUUUUUGUUUUGCUGUAAAUUUGUACUGCUUGAAUGACCACAAGAAACAAUAAAGCAUUUUCUUUCAAAA